AUGGAUGCUAGGCACUACUAUUGGGAUGAGCCUUACUUGUACAAGAGAGGACCAGAUAGCAUUUACAGGAGAUGCAUAGCUGAAGAAGAUGUACAAGGAGUUCUAGAGCAUUGCCAUGGGUCUGCUUAUGGAGGUCACUUUGCUACAUUCAAAACCGCAACUAAGGUUUUGCAAUCUGGUUUAUGGUGGCCUACUUUGUUCAAGGAUGCAGCAAGUUACAUCGCCAAGUGUGAUCCAUGCCAAAGGAAAGGAGGGAUCACCAAGAGGGAUGAAAUGCCACUAAACCCAAUUCUAGAAGUUGAGAUCUUUGAUGUAUGGGGAAUAGACUUCAUGGGACCUUUCAAACCUUCCUCAAACGGGCACAACUACAUUUUGGUUGCUGUGGACUAUGUGUCCAAAUGGAUUGAAGCCAUCCCCUGCCCAGCCUGUGAUGCCAAGGUUGUUAUCAAACUGUUCAGAACCAUCAUCUUUCCAAGAUAUGGCAUCCCAAGGGUUGUUAUUUCGGAUGGAGGUUCCCAUUUCAUCAACAAGGUGUUUGAGAAGUUGAUGAAGAGUUAUGGAGUCAAGCACAAGGUCGCUACACCCUAUCACCCUCAAACCAGUGGGCAAGUUGAGGUCUCCAACAGACAGAUUAAAGGCCAUAUUGGAGAAGACUGUGAGCUUCACUAG
Microthlaspi erraticum is the source of this 669-nucleotide messenger RNA. Lineage: Eukaryota; Viridiplantae; Streptophyta; Magnoliopsida; Brassicales; Brassicaceae. The record is from the annotation of a GenBank genome assembly.